Messenger RNA from Micromonas commoda, 1173 nucleotides. RefSeq lists its product with no specific name. Lineage: Eukaryota; Viridiplantae; Chlorophyta; Mamiellophyceae; Mamiellales; Mamiellaceae. The record is from RefSeq and is a predicted model, not a curated record. The transcript has a single exon. The coding region runs from base 1 to 1173 and encodes 390 amino acids. Gene Ontology annotation, molecular function: translation initiation factor activity; ribosome binding. Gene Ontology annotation, biological process: ribosome disassembly; translational initiation.
AUGGCCUCCCCGACCACAGCCGCGGGCUUGUCGUCCCCUGCUGUGGUCCCCCCCGAUCCCCCAGCCAAGCCCGUGAGGUCGGCGUUGGACUUCUUCUUCUUCGGGCGCUUCCGGGGCAGCUCGCUCCCGGCAAGGCCCACGCCAGCGCUGCUCUUCCAGCUCGUGGAGUCUUGCUCGAGCUCCACGAUCUUUACCAUGCCGAACCCAACAAGACGCGCAAUGCACACUGAUCGCCGUUUUUUUGAGAGAGCAGUUCACGCCUGCACGCGGAAAACUUCAUCGUCAUUUGACGAGAGGGGCGCGGCAGAGAUGGGGGGAACUCGAGCGAUGCUGCGAGCUCUCGCAGGCUUUGCAGUCACAUCGAGGACGCUAGUAUCGACGUCGAGGGAUUCGGCUGCCGUUUCCCUCAUGUCGUCGUGCGUGGGCAGCGGGUGGCGUAGGUGGGUCACCGCGUCAGGCUCAGUCAUCGACGAGCCGUGGAGGAUCAGCCAGGCGAGGGGCAUGUCGAUAGAUAGGAGACGCGAUCGGACGGAGGACGUGACGAAGAAGAACUCAGUAGCUGCGCACAGGAUUAACGAACAGAUCACCGCUCGUCAUAUCAGGCUCGUGAUGGGGGGAGACGGCGAGGGCGACACCAAAUCGCACGAGGUGAUACCCACCAUCGUCGCCCGCAAGCGCGCCAGGGAUGCCGGCCUGGACCUGGUGGAGAUGAACGCCAAGGCGGUUCCCCCUGUCUGUCGCAUGCUCGACUAUGACGCGUUCAGGUAUGAGCUUCGCGUGAAGGAGAGGGAGGCGCGGAAAAAGGCCGUGGAGAGGAGGCGGCACGAUCAGGUCAAGGAGCUCAGGCUCAGCGCGAGGAUCAGCACCAACGACCUCAGGACCAAGGCGGACCAGGCAAAUCGUUUCUUGGAGCAGGGGCACAAGGUGACGGCUCGGAUAGAGUUCAAGUCGAACGAUGGCGUGAAAGCCAAUAUGCGACCCGACGCGGGCGCGAUACUGUACGAGGAGUUCUGUGCGAUGCUAAACCCACAUAAGGUGGAGGUUGAGGGGAAGAUGGUUGGUCCUUCACACAUGAUACUAACGGUAGCCCAGGAGAGGGAGAAAAAAGGACAAGCGAAGAAGCAGAAGCCCAAGGAGAAACAAGUGGACGCGGCAACGCAGGAGGUGUCGUAA